CAUGCGCGUUGUGAUGUCAACAAUUCUUAGCUCGGCGCGAGUAACACGUUCUGUGAAAUAUCGCACAUGUAACGAUCGAAGAAUGAAUUACUUUUUUUCGAUAUUAAGUGACAGUGAUUACGUCGACUUUUGAUAAUAUUUCAUUAUCUACAAGAUAAUAAUACCUUGUAACGUAGAGAUUUGCAUAAAACAAGCGAUUCUUUUAUAAUCAAUGAUUUGACUAACCUACAAUAUAUUUUUUUAUUGGUUUUUCCUUUUAAAAUUUCAUCAUUCUAAAUGUAUUACAAUCAAAAAUAAUUCUUUACUCGUAUAAAAGUGAAUCGAUUACGAUUAACGAAUGUGUGAAGUUUAACAUAACCUAAAACAGGUUAUACUAUAAUCUGUUUCUGUUGUUAUACAAACUUUUAAUAAAUUAGGGAUUGUUGUGAAAUAAAGAAAAAUGGCUGGCCAACAGCAUCCCUUCCCAUCUGGAUUUCCAAAUGUGCAACAAUCUGCAAUGCGAACACAAUUUGGAGGAGGACAAAUGGUUUCUGGUUUGAUGGGACCUCAACAAGGUGGUAUAGUGAGUCCACAACAAUUUGGAGUAGGUGUUGGCGUUGGAGUUGGAGUUGGAGGAGUAGGUUCUAAUGCUAUGGGAAUGCCAAAUGCUCAACAAGUUUUGGCCCAGCAACAACAACAACAACAAUCAGUUGCCAUGCAGCAACAAAUGCAACAGAUGCAACAACAACAAUUGCAAUUACAGCAACAACAGCAAGCAGCUCUUGUACAACAAAGUAAUCAGACUAGUAAUCAAGCUACUACGCCACAAACACCUGUCCCACCUACACAACCUCCUCCUCAACAGCAGCAGAACAAAGAUUUUAAUACUGCCAGCUUAUGUAGAUUUGGACAAGAGACUGUACAAGAUAUUGUAAGUCGUACUUUAGAUGUUUUCCAAACGCUGAAAGUACUGCAACCACCAAAUGGCACACCACAAGGAGCUAGCGUAGCCAAUGAUAAAAAGACUAAAGUGCAAGAACAGUUACGAAUGUUAAAAUUAUUAUUCAAACGUUUAAGAUUAAUCUAUGAAAAAUGCAAUGAAAAUUGCCAACUUCAAGGAAUGGAAUAUACACACAUUGAAAGUCUGAUACCAUUGAAAGAAGAGUGGGAUAUGAAAUCUGAUGAGAAAAAAACAUCAGAAGCAUAUAGAUUAGCAUAUGAAGAAAGUAAAGAGAUCACAGAGCAAGUUGUGUUAAAAAAUAGGCACCUUAAGGAAAUCAUUGAUCAUUUAAGACGUAUCAUUUCAGAAAUAAAUACUAUGCUAAAUAUGCGUAGAUCUUAGAUCACGAAAUGUAUAUACUUAUUUAAGUUACAAUAGAUUACUAC
Molecule: messenger RNA, 1365 nt
Organism: Vespa velutina
Lineage: Eukaryota; Metazoa; Arthropoda; Insecta; Hymenoptera; Vespidae
Product: mediator of RNA polymerase II transcription subunit 30-like
Exons: 4
Coding region: 440-1321 (293 amino acids)
Biological process (GO): positive regulation of DNA-templated transcription
Cellular component (GO): mediator complex
Molecular function (GO): transcription coregulator activity
Source: RefSeq, a predicted model, not a curated record